Molecule: messenger RNA, 6102 nt
Organism: Schistosoma haematobium
Lineage: Eukaryota; Metazoa; Platyhelminthes; Trematoda; Strigeidida; Schistosomatidae
Exons: 1
Coding region: 3944-4306 (120 amino acids)
Source: RefSeq, a predicted model, not a curated record
AACAACUUCAGUCGAUGAACAUUCACGACUUGAUCAAUCAAUUUACCAUCUUAACCUAGUACCUUGUAUCUAACCUCAGCAUUGUUCAUUCAGUGGCCCAGACAUACGUAAGCAAUACUUCAAAGACAUCUAUGGUGAAAUACUAGUAAAGUACGAAUAUACAGGUUACGUUUUAUAGUCGUAUUUGAUACCGCGUCUUCUCGAAAAACAAAUGAUGAAUGAGUAUAUGUUAUUAUAGAUGGUUGUAUAGGGUACAUAUUUCUAAGAUUAGUCGGUCAUACGCAAUGUCGAAUCUGCGAAAUAUGCGCAUCAACUGAAGUAUCCACAUCACAAUAUCACAAAAAGAUACCAUGGAAGAAAUAGUAAAUUUAUUGUUGAUAGCUCGACAUUUCUCCCAUUUUGGACAAUUCUAGAUUAUGUCAACCAUAGUCACUAACCACUAAUUACGACAAUCAAGUGGAUUCCAGCCAGGUGGUCUGAACUUGCCAACACAGCUCUGUCCAAGAAGUCAAUGAUUUGAUGAACUGAUGCCACUGUUCAGUUUACCUGGCUACUGACUUUUUUCUCACUCUUACAUCAAUUAACAUGGGCCUAAGUCGAUGAACAUUAACGACUUGACCAACCAAUUUACCAUCUUAACCUAGUACCUUGUAUCCAACCUCAGUAUUGUUCAUUCGGUGGCCCAAACAUACAUAAGCAUUACUUCAAAGACAUCUAUGGUGAAAUACUAGUAAAGUACGAAUAUACGGGUUACGUUUUAUAGUCGCAUGUGAUGCAGUUUAGGAAAUUCCAUCCCGUUUUUCUGUAUCCGUGCCGAUAUUUGGUUAAAUACCAACUCAUCAAGGUUGACGACACUUCCGAGAUAUAUGAAGGGAUCCGUGUGUCGACAAGCUAAUUUCAUGUCAGGUCAAUUCUAGAAAAUUAAGUUGACGGGAACGUUAUCUCUAAAAGUAUAUCGAUGACAUAGUAAAUGAGAUUAGAGAAGGCGGACAGCCCUAACGAACACCAUUUAAUGUCAUAAACUCUGAUGAUGGUUUACAAUAUGCUCUGAUUCGACCAAUAAUAUCCCAGUAGAGAGCUUAUACAGAAUUGAUGUAGUUCUUUGGUAAGCCCUUCAGGGAUAGACACCGCCUUAAAACCUGUCGAUCUACGGAGUAAAAAGCAACCAAAAUUAUGAUUGACCGUUAGUAGGCGUAUCUAUGUUUUGGAACCUGGAGAGGUGUGAGUAUCUGGUUUUCCCUGUUUCAUUCUUCAAUAGCCCUAGUUAAACUUUGCUCACUAUUAAAGCUAAUAUUUUCGACAUUAUGUUAGUCAAGCCGAUUCCUCUUCGGUUGUCACAAGAGGAUUUUUGUCUCUCCUCAUAAACAGGAACAGACAACAACUGGGACCAUUCAAAUUGGAUAAAGUCUAGCUUCCAGAUUCCGUCUAACAUCUCAACCAAGACAACUACUAAAAUUAGACUAGCAUUCUUAAACACCUCGGGUUAAGACAUCAGGGUUUGCUGCCUUACCGUUCUUUAGAUUAACCAUGGCUCUCGAAACUUCAGAGUUGAACAGCUUAAAUAAGAAUCCAACAUAGGUUGUUUGAUAACAGUACGUAACUAGGGACCAGUCAAACUGUUUUUCAAAGUACUGCGCCCAUCAUUUCAGUGUGUCGGAUUGAGAGUAAAUUACCAGCCCAUCCUUCACUGAAAUAACAUCACCAACUCCUAAAUUUUGAAUACCUAUUUCUUUUGUAAGUCUGAAAAGUUAUUUAUUAGUGCCUGUUACUACUAACAUUUCCAUCUGUCUUUCAUUACACACCUUUGCUCAAGAUACAGAAAAUCUGGAUAUUUAUCGUUUUAUUUGUGACGUGAAUAUCCUGGAUGCUUUUGCAACUAUGCUUAGAUUAAUAGUAAAAUCCGUAAUUAACCAAUCGAGUUAUGACACAUAAACCAUCGUUUUUUAUAUUGUUUGCUGAAUUUUCAUUGAACUUUGCUCAGAUGUAGUGUUUUUGACAGUUUUACUGUUUCUGAUGCGUUCUUAGGGGCUUAGAACACAUCAAUAUCACUUAACAAAGAAGUAAUUCCAUGGUUAGUGAUAUGAAAGAGGUACCGAAAUGUACAACCAGAUAGAUGUCAUUGAGUUCAUGACUGUUGAUUUACUAAAAAAUUUUCACCAAUCUCAAAUGUCAUAUAGGAUUUAUGUAGAUAAGUCCGUAUAUUACGUCAAGAAAAUCAUUUAAUUUCCUUUUACAAAUCUAAAGAUGAAAACCAGGAAGAACUAGACGGCUAUUUCUGCCUUGCAUAGAUCUCCUCAGCAGUACGCACUUACGACCCCACACGAGGGACUCUAACCCAGAACCUUCGGUUCCGUGAGCUAACACUUAACCUCCAAAACCCUGAGUCGGCACCCAACAGUGUGAAUGUCUAACUUCAGUGGAUCCAUGAUCUUGCGCAACCAUUUAUCCAUUGUCUGUGGCAGAUGCCUGAUAUGAAGUACCGAAGUCAUUUGGGUUAAAUGUUAACUUACGAAGUGUAACUUAUAGCUUAAAUAAGUGAAUUAAGCACACUUAUUGUUCAUUUGUUUAACUGGUUUGCACUGACAAUACACGUUUACUGAGGUAAUCAAUGUUUUAUGUGUUAACUGAGGAUAUAUACGUCACUGAACAUUCUGAUAUCCAGUUGACGAGUUGGAGUCAGUGGUCGAAACAUAAUACAAUCUUUAUCUACAGUAUUGCAUUCUUCUUUUUAAUCGAGCCAUAUCAUUCUUUUUCAUUUGAACAAGUAAUUAGGAGCAGUUUAUCCUACAGUCGUAACAAACACUAAUACCGUUAGCAGUAAUAGCACCCUAGUAAGAAAUUACAAUAUGUUUAAGUCAAUCAGUUAGACCGGGGAUAGAAAUAUAAAGUUGGUUCAUUUCAUAUCACCAUAGUAAAAGGAAAUUUCUAAAAUGGAAAACAAACAAUCCAAGUAACAUUAGUUUUAUUCAUUUUAAAAAGUUACAUGUCGAGAACAUGGACCAAAAAUUACAAAUUAGUUUAAUAAAGAAAAAGUAUGAAAAUAUGCUAAAAAAACUCGUGAAAUAGAUGAGGAUAAAUAAUGAAUCAACUUUCAAUAUCACUGAUGUGAACAGGGAAACAAGAAGCCCUGACAAACUACGUAAGCUAUUUUUCGGGACGUUACUUCAUUUUAUUCAAAGCUUGCAAAACACUGACAUUUAUUUUUGUCCCUAUUUUAUUCUACAGAACAUGAGCUUUCGUUUGAUGUAUCAUUCACUGCCAUACCCCUUUUUGUUCCGAGGCUAUUGUAAUUUAAACAUAUUUUGCACCUUAUUUUCUACUCUAGUUCCCAGUUUUGGACAUAAUUGUAUUUUCCCACAUUAUUGUACGUUGUCGUUGGGUAAAUCAUCUAUUUAUUCAUGUACCUUUUUGCACUAAUCUAAAUUCAGAGAUUUCACAGGAAAUCGGGAUAUCGCAAUAGAACCAACAGUGUUCCAACUGUCUUGUCUUCUCUCACUACUAUGCUUGCCAGUCAGUCAGGUGCUAGAAUAGUUUCCUUCUCUCUACCCCACCUCGAACUCACGCGUACUAGCCUCAAGGUUAAACCGGCCAGCCUAUUGCGUCAAGGUCUUAAUCUAGAGUAGACAGAUCAAGGUCAUAACAAUCACGAUCAAUGGGAUUAUACUCCGAAUGCAGCUCUUCUAGGGCUACUGUUGGUCCCAAGUCCGGGUAAAGGAAAACGGUUGAGAGUGAUGUUGGCAACCCCAUAUCAUAGAAAACAACAUUGCUAAAAAAAACGCUAACCAGAUUAAACAAUUUAAACCAUUUUAACUCUGUCCUCCCACUUGAACGAAGAAUUAUGAUGUCUCAUAUUGAAAGCCGAGAUUCUUCAGAAGUCACGAGGUCGAUGCCUCAUCUAACAAACAGACCAACAAUUAAUACAGAUACAUAGAAUGUUCAGACAAUGUGGGAGAGCGAGAACACCAACCAAAUAGCUGAAGAAAUGAAGAGAUACAACAUGAGAGUAAUUGGAUUCAGUGAAACCCAUUGGAUCCAAACUGGACGGAAAAGAAUAGAUUCGAGAGAGAUGAUGCUGUACUCUGGACACGAAGAAGGAAAUGCCCCACACACUCAGGGAAUUGCUCUGAUACUGUUCAAAGAAUCAUGUGAAGCACUUAAAGGAUGGGAAUCUCAUGGAUCCAUGGUCAUCAAAGCAUCCUUCAAAACGAAGAAGGAACAAAUCACGAUGAAUAUUAUCCAAUGUCAUGCACCCACCAAUGAUAUCGACGAUGACGAUAAAGAUCAGUUCUAUGAGAGGCUGCAAUGAAUUAUAGCAAAAGGCUCAGGAAAUUACCUGACCUUCCCGAUGGGAGACCUAAACGCCAAAAUCAGGAUGGAGAAUACAGGGUGUGAAGAUAUAUUGGGACGACACAGACUGGCUUGGAGAGAGAAAAUAACUCUCAACAACAGGUUCCAAGCCUUACAGAAUUUACUCAAAGAAGAAGAAACUAUGAACGAGGACAACAAGAAAUGGAUCGAAGCAGUACUAAUUUCAAUGUGUCAUGAGAUUCUGAGUUGUAAGAAGCGUCAUAAUAAGGAACGAAUCUCUACCAAAACCAAGCAGAAAUACUUGCUUGUCGGCUCCAAUGCUAUUCUUCACUCUCGUGUUUGAGUAACGACAGCGGAAAAAUCGGUAAGUGAAGGAAAUAUGAAACAACUAUAUGACACAACGAAAAAACUAGAAGGGAAAUAUAGUAAACCAGAUAGACCGGUCAAGGACAAAGAAGACAUGACGAUCACUGAAAUUAGAGGAAAGAGGAACAGAUGGGUGGAACACUUCGAUCCAGAUCCAUUGAAUCCAUCGAACAUCCAAUCACCACACACAGACAACCCUAUAGAUGUCACUCCACCAACGACGGAUGAAAUCAGGAUGGUAAUCGGACAAAUCGAGAGUGUGAAAGCAGUCUGACCUGACAAUAUACGAGCCGAAGCACUAAAGUCAGACAUAGAAGUAACUGCAAACAUGCCCCACAUCCUAUUCUGGAUGAUUCGGGAAGAGAAACAAGAGUCGUUGGACUGGAAAUAAACACACCUUAUCAAGAUACCAAAGAAAGGAGAUCUGAGUAAAUGUGCGAACUACAGAGGAAUCACACCACUGUCAAUACCAAGAAGGAUUCUCCACAGUGUUGAUGAACCGGAUGAAAGAUCCUGAGGACGCUCAACUUCGAGAUCAACAGACUGGAUUCCGUAAGGAUCGGUCUUGCUCAGAUCAAAUCUCCACAAUAUGGAUCAUCGUCGAAUAAUCAGUUGAGUGGAACUCGUCACUACACACCAACAUCCUUGUUGUUAAGGCGUUUGACAGUGUGGAUGCGAGAACAUCAUGGAAAAUUUCCGCGACACUAUGGUGUACAUGAGAAGAUGAUCAACAUCAUGCGGAAUUCACACGACGAACUACAGUGUAAAGUCUGGUAUGGAGGGCAGCUGACAGAAGCAUUCCAAGUGAGGAAAGGAGUCAGACAAGCCUGCUUAAUCUCUCCCCCUUCCUCUUUCUUCUUGUGGUUGAUUGGAUUAUGAAGACCUCGACAUCUGAGGGGAAGCAUGGAAUACAAUGGUCAGCUUGCAUGCAACUGGACGAUUUGGACUUCGUAAAUGACCUAUCCCUUCUAUCCCAUACACACGAACAAAUGCUCAUCAAAACAACCAGUGUAGCAGCAGCCACUGAAUCAGUACGCCUCAACAUACAUAAGGCAAAAGCAAGGUCCCCAAAUACAACACAGAGUUCAGAACGACAACCCAAUCACACUUGAUGGAGAAACUCUAGAGAGGUGGAAAGUUUCAUGUAUCUGGAUAGCAUCAUCGACGAACUGAUCUGAUGAUCUGAUGCAGGCGUAAAGGCGAGGAUUAGCGAAGCAAGGGCCGCAUCCCUACAAUUGAAGAACAUAUGGAACUCAAAACAACUGUCUGAGAACCAACAUCAAAGCCAGAAUCUUCAAUACUAAGGUCAGUACAGUUGGUUGUGUUGUACGGAGUUGGAAUUUGAAGAACUAUAACAACCAUCAUCAAAAAUGUACAAGCAUUUAUGAACAGUUGUCUACGUUGGCCGGAUACCAUCAGCAACAGCCA